GGUGCAGGGUUCGAGCUGCUGCCCGGGACCGGCGCUCGGGUAUCUGAUCUGUGAUAAAGACGGCCACCAUUGCGGAGGGGGACACAUGUGCAGAUCCCAUCACAGUCCAGAUAGGGCAGGUGUAUAUGACACCGGACUGAGUGCCGAAGCUAGUGGCGACGGCAGGAAGCUGCUCGGUCGGAGCUUCAAGCCCGCCAUCCCCGGUCCGGCAGUGAAGCUCGAGUGGGGUCACAGGCGCUACUUCAAGGCUGCACCCAAAUUGUACGUACAACCAAGUACCUUUCUUAUCGCCUUCCUUAUCAAGCAGCCCAACGGACAGCUCAGCUCCACUGACCUCACCGCAAUCCUCACCUCACCUUCCGGGAUGAGAGUGAAACAUUAGACAUCGACUCAAUCACAUUUGCUAUUUACUUCACCCAAUAUCAUCAAGACAUCAUCGACGUCCUCCCUCUUUUGUCGAUUGCACCAAACACUCCCGAUUCUGGUUGCGCCGCAGGUUUCCUGAUCUCAGGUAUCGAUCUGGACGGCCAGUGGACAGCUAGCUCACCAACACGGAAGGUGGCAGAAGACGACUCACAAUUACCAUCCGAUGCGCAUUGUGUGACUUUCAGUGUCGGACUUCAAAGCAGGCCGCAUCUAAAGACGAGAAACCAGCGAAUUGUUCUUUUGGGCUACUGGCGACCACCGGGGCUGACCCCUGAUACCCAACCGUCAACCGUGCCAACUCACCCAUCCCUCAGCAGAACCCGACGACGAUAAAAAUCCCAAACGGAACCACUCUCAAAUCAUCACCGUUACAGUCACCACCUCCACUCAGCAUCGCAUCUCAUGUGCCAGUGCCAACCUCGCAGGCCAAGUCCUGUCCGUCAUACUCGCCUUCCUACUUUGUCAUAGCCACGCCUCUACGGAUGUAUAUCCCGGACGCGCGUGAACUAUUCCACACGAUGGCGUCCUUGAUCCCAAUCGUCCAGGAGGUCCUGCCCAUGAUCAUGCCGGCAUCCAUAUCUGUGACCAGAUCCGCCGAUAUACUCCCCCCCUCGGAGCACCACACAUCAGGUGAUCAACAAGCCGAUGACCGGACAGAUGUAUCCCCGAAAACGGUGAUACCAGCAGCAGCACCGACUCCAGCACCAACUCCAGCGCCAGCGGCAGAAGGGCCGCGGGUUAUCAGCAGGGACGCCAUAGUUGGGCAGGCGGAGAGCAUGUGCGCGACAGUCCUCAUUGUGAAGCCCCGAUCAUCCUCUUUAAUACACCACAACGGAGAGCAAGAAACAAUCAUCUACGUGACAUCCGGCACGGGCGUCCUCCUCGCCCAGCCAAAAGACGAAGACGAGCAGCACCCCGAACGCCACGUGCUCGGAAAGGGGGACCUUGCGUAUAUUCCUGCGUGGCUCGAGCACCAGGCUGUUAACGAGUCGGAGGUGGAGGAUUUGGUGAUGGUGGUGGUGCGGAGCGGGUCGGCGCCUGUGGAGGUUAACUUGAGGGGUUGGGGCGGAGCGGAGGUGAAGGAGGGGAGGUCAUGACUUGGGUGUUUUUGUUUUUUAUUUAUUUAUUGACAUAUAAAUGGAAAUUAUCUACGCAUAUAUAGGAAAUAUCUAACCUAUUUACAA
Molecule: messenger RNA, 1610 nt
Organism: Podospora pseudopauciseta
Lineage: Eukaryota; Fungi; Ascomycota; Sordariomycetes; Sordariales; Podosporaceae
Exons: 3
Coding region: 909-1523 (204 amino acids)
Source: RefSeq, a predicted model, not a curated record